Messenger RNA from Malaya genurostris, 3003 nucleotides. RefSeq names its product V-type proton ATPase 16 kDa proteolipid subunit c. NCBI's taxonomy places the organism in Eukaryota, Metazoa, Arthropoda, Insecta, Diptera, Culicidae. The transcript is spliced from 3 exons. Bases 261 to 734 code for a protein of 157 amino acids. Gene Ontology annotation, molecular function: proton-transporting ATPase activity, rotational mechanism. Gene Ontology annotation, biological process: proton transmembrane transport. The record is from RefSeq and is a predicted model, not a curated record. Gene Ontology annotation, cellular component: proton-transporting V-type ATPase, V0 domain.
GCAGCUCAAACACCAGCAAAAGCAUAUCAGGCAGUGAAACAGUAGGCCACCAUAUUUGCUAGACACCGUCAUCAAGUCGAUUCGAUUCAUUCAGUUUUGUACAGUGAGUGUGUCGAGUAAGUCAUCUUUCUCCGAGACCUCUCGCUCUCCUUGGUGUAGCACCAUAACCAGCAGCCUUCAGAAAAGCAGAAGUUCCAGCGGGACAAACUCUACAACACUCAUCUCAGCAACCCAGAAACUAGCCGACAAACGAAACAACGAUGGCAUUAUCUGAGGAAUAUCCCGUAUAUUCUCCCUUCUUUGGAGUUAUGGGAGCAGCUGCUGCUAUCAUCUUUAGCGCCCUCGGAGCCGCCUAUGGCACGGCGAAGUCCGGCACUGGUAUUGCCGCUAUGUCGGUGAUGAGACCUGAACUGAUCAUGAAGUCCAUCAUUCCCGUUGUCAUGGCGGGUAUUAUUGCUAUCUACGGUCUGGUCGUCGCAGUACUUAUCGCCGGUUCGCUAGAGGAGCCAUCAAAAUACCCGUUAUACAAGGGCUUCAUUCAUCUUGGUGCUGGCCUGUCAGUAGGUUUCUCCGGUUUGGCUGCCGGUUUCGCCAUCGGUAUCGUCGGUGAUGCCGGUGUCCGCGGUACUGCACAGCAACCGAGACUGUUCGUCGGUAUGAUUUUGAUCCUCAUUUUCGCUGAAGUCUUGGGUCUGUACGGUCUGAUCGUCGCUAUCUACCUGUACACGAAAUAAGCAGUUGGUGCGAAAAAGAGAUGGUUCGCUGCUUAUCGUCAUCAACAAUCACAAUCAUCGCCAGUAACCAUUGUUAUCACCAGCAUCAUCAUCCUAUCAUCAUCAUCAUCGAUCGUCAUCAUCAGAAGGGAAGAGAAAAAAGGUAAACAGACUAGUAGCAGAAGAUCAUCGUAAAACUGCGAUAAACAGCAGCAGUGACAAUAUUUACCACGUCGAGAAGCGAACAUUUUCCAAUUCCUAGCAAAGAAAGCUUAAAGUCCACAUUGAUAUACCUAACAAAAGAAAAAAGAAAGGUGUCAAACAAGAACUGAAACAUCAGAUGCCUGUCCUUCCGGAACUAAAACAAAAGACUAUGUAUUUAUGUAAAAUAUUGUAUUUAAUUGUAAACCUAACCUAAGCCCCCCUGUCACGAAUUAAAAUGUUUAGUACGAGUCGUCGCAGGAAGAAGCGCACGAACGUCGUUCAUAGGUUAUUUUGGGAAGUUUUGAGAGCUAAACAUUAGUAACUGACUGUACAAAGCCAAUGCUAUUAAUCUAGAUAAUGUCAAUGCACCCUCACGUUUAUCGCCCAUAUUGGACGAAGUGAUGCAGUUCUUUAUGACUUCAGUAUAACCUGUAAAUCGUCGCAACUUUCUGGCGCACAUCUCGGAGGCAAAUUUAUUUUCCAUAGAAUAUUUUCUGGUUUUUCGGAUGUUCUGCAAUAAUAAUUAUGGUUUGAUUGCAAUAAACUUUUGUACCCCCUAUAACCAACAACAUGCAAUGGGGAUUCUCUCUAGCCAAUGUAAGAUCAUCAAGUUUGAAAAACAAAUGCAAGAGAGAAUGACAAUGACUAUUGUUAUCUUUUUUUAUCAUUUUUGUUAGGUUGAGUCUGUGAUAUAAGCUUCCAUCACAAAUAGGCACUAUUGAACACACACGCAAUGACGAAACCAUUCCCUUAAACUCAACCGAAUUCCAACUGUCAAAUGAAAAAUCACCCUCGAGGAAAUGAGUUUCGAGUGCUCCAACAUUCUAUUCAAACGCCCUUAUUCUGAAUAACGUCGUAUCGAUUUUACGACUGUAUUUCAUUUGUAUUCCCAAUAACGCUAGCAAAAUCAAAGGUAGCUAGGAUUCGAUCGAACCAUAUUCGAUUAUAAAUCAAUACGUCGUUAUUCUGAAUAAGGGUGAGAGUUCAGUGUUUUGUUUUACGUCCCGGAACGAUCUACUUCCACAUGGCAUAUUAUUGAAUGUCAGUCAAUGUGAUCAAUCAAGAGCAGUUUAGUUUUGAGUUCGUUACACAUAAGCGUUUAUAGUUAUUCCUAAAAGUGAAAAGUUGAUAUAUGCAUAAAACAAGAGCUACACACAAAUUAAUUGAACCUGUUCCAUAUCGUUAGCAUCCAUGUUCGUGUAAAACAUUCUUUCUUUCGUGGCGUAGGUUGCGUUAGGAUGAUCAACGACUUUGUAUUAUCUGUAUAAUAGCUACUGACUAGAGAAGAUCAAAAGACCAUUAAGAAUCAAGAGAGCGUAAUUACUGAUGAUUCGAACAAAUCAAAAAGAAAGUACCGAUUGAGCUUAGAGAGUCGCUCAAAAACAUCUGAGCUCGCGAAAAAUUAAGAAAAAGACAGAAAAGACACACACACCGAUAUAAAACGACACACACUUUUGUUGAUGAAAUAACAUCUCAGUUCAUCAACAGCAUUCAAAGAAUGAAUGGACAACAGAAAACAAAUGCAUGCAAGGAUAGCUUUGCGGUGCCACCCAUAUUAAGGGCGAAUCCUGCACUCGAUCCGACACGUUUGGAUGCUGUAACGUGGAGGUCGUGUGACACGAACAAACGCACAACCGUAUGUGGUGGAUGUCCGUGUAUUUUCCCGUUCAAAAUAUUCGGCCUCUGGCUUCCUGUAAAAAUUCAACAUCUUUUGGUCGGUGAACUGAAACUUUGUUCGGGGACUUGCAUCAUUAAGCUAUCUUUCCUGAAUGCAUUUGGUUGAUAACGAGAAAAAAUGUAAUCAAAUUGAAUUAUUGUUGGAGAAGACCACCACAGCUACCACCACUAUCAACCGAUGGAUACAUCCACUAAUCAACCAACCAACACAAGAACAAAAACAACUGGAUAAAUAUUUGCCAACAUCUUGAAUAUUCCUGUUUUGUUGUGAGGAAGCUUUAGGAACUUAGAAUAUUAUCGAUAAGUUGAACGAUAAAAACAAAAAAACCAUAAAAACAAAGUGAAAAAUCUACCGAAAUGACAUUUGAACAUAACAUCUGAUGAAUUCAAUAAAUUUAAAUGAAAAUAA